Molecule: messenger RNA, 255 nt
Organism: Adineta ricciae
Lineage: Eukaryota; Metazoa; Rotifera; Eurotatoria; Adinetida; Adinetidae
Source: the annotation of a GenBank genome assembly
AUGCCGAAGAAAGGCAAAGGCAAAGCGGGCAAAACAGGUAAAAAGAAAGCUGCACGUUCAUCGAGUGGCUCGCCUAAGCGAAAAUCGAAAUCGAAGAAGAAAGCCGCUGAACCACGACCCGAAAUCGAUAUUUUAUCACCAGCUGCUGUUAUCAAUGCUUACUAUAUCUGCCAUGAUGUGACCGAUUGUUUAACAGCACGAGGUUUUGCAUGGGAAGGUGCAAAAAAGAAGAAGAAAAAGAAGAAGAAGAAAUAA